Messenger RNA from Telopea speciosissima, 558 nucleotides. RefSeq lists its product as uncharacterized. The transcript has a single exon. The record is from RefSeq and is a predicted model, not a curated record. NCBI's taxonomy places the organism in Eukaryota, Viridiplantae, Streptophyta, Magnoliopsida, Proteales, Proteaceae. The coding region runs from base 1 to 558 and encodes 185 amino acids.
AUGCCUGACGAUGCUGCACCUUCCCAUGAAGCUGCUGCUUCUUCCAUGGAGUCUGCGGCAUCUCUCCGUUCCUGUUACGGUUCCUUGGGUAACUUUACCCAUGUACAGUCCUUAUUGGAUAGACCUGGUGGGCUUCCUUUUUGUAGCGCCAGCUCAAAUAAACCAUUAUUCAGCCAAAGCUGGACGUUUGGUGGAAGACUCGUCUCUGCAGUCAACAGAAAAGCAAUACUCGUACCGUAUGUUAAGGCCUCAGGAUUGCCGAUACUAGAAACAUCUGACGUGGUUCAUUCAAAUAGCAGUUCACAAGGAUCAUCACAGAAGAAUGUUCUGCAGGGUGCAUCAUUUCCUAAUGGAUUUGAGGCAUUGGUUCAGGAAGUCUGUGAUGAAACUGAUGUGGCUGAACUAAAGCUAAAGGUAGGGGAUUUUGAAAUGCAUCUGAAGCGAAACAUUGAAGCCACAAAAAUUCCAUCGCUUAUCACUACACCUUCACCCAUGGCUGCGGUUGUGUCUACAGGGUCGCCUAUUUCAAUUUCAGGGCCUAGAUUGUCUGCUGACUAG